Messenger RNA from Zalophus californianus (California sea lion), 3462 nucleotides. RefSeq names its product oviductal glycoprotein 1 (gene OVGP1). Gene Ontology annotation, cellular component: extracellular region. Gene Ontology annotation, biological process: carbohydrate metabolic process; chitin catabolic process; proteolysis. The transcript has 11 exons. The coding region runs from base 1962 to 3311 and encodes 449 amino acids. Gene Ontology annotation, molecular function: aspartic-type endopeptidase activity; chitin binding; chitinase activity. The record is from RefSeq and is a predicted model, not a curated record. Lineage: Eukaryota; Metazoa; Chordata; Mammalia; Carnivora; Otariidae.
CCCGCCACCCCUCUACCCCUCUGUUAAGCCACUUACUGCGGUGGCUCAAGGCCACCUCUCUCGCGAGCCUGGGGGCAGGGCCUGUGUCUGCCUCACCUCUGUGCCCCCAGAGCCUGGCUCAGGGGGCUCUGCAAAUAAAGCUUUCCUGGCUGAUCCUUCCUUUCCCUGACUAUUUGGUCUGGGUCUCUGCGUCUGCCUCUUUCUUGGUAGGAGCUCCUGUUUGCCUUCCAGCAGGAGGCCACGCUCACCAUGCGUCCACGGCUGCUGCUUUCUGCGGCUGUCUCUGGGGACCCGCACAUCAUCCAAACAGCUUAUGAUGUGCGCCUUCUGGGAAGGUGAGAGGGUGCUGCCUGGUGGGGCAGGAUGUUGGAGGGAAGGAGGCAGGUCAUGCUCAGAACGGCAGCACCUCUCAAGCCCUGCCUGUGAGUCCUCCAUGUACAGGUGCUGGUUGGGGGGGGCGGGCCGCUGAGGGGCAUGGGUGGGGACAAAGGUUAGCUCCACAUAGUCUGGGCUUUCUUUAGGACAUCAGAGGCGGUCCCCAUAAUCACAUCGUCUUGGGUAGGGCAUUCUGCAAAGCCCUUUGCUGGGGCUCACGAGAAAGCGUCCCACGGGCCUGGCCUCUGCCAUGCCAGGGGACAGCGGUAGACAUACGCUGUGUGGCCCAUGGCUGGCAUCAGAGGCAGAUGAUUAAUCAACCACUGCCACAAAUACAAAAAUAGGCAUGCGCAGCCAGGCCUAGCUUUCUGAGCACGGGUGUCUGUGCAGAAGUUACAAAGCCGAACGAAGAAUAGCUCGUAACUCUUUCUGGACAUGCCAGCUCUGGGCUAAUUUUCUCCAACCUCAAGAAUGGAGUGUUUACAGAUGAGGAGCGGAGGCCGAUGCGGAACGGAAGAGGGGACGGGGUGUUUCUGCGUGUGAUUACACCAGGGGGCCGGGGUUCAGUGUCGGGGAAAAAGGGGAGAGGCCCCAUGGGGCAUAGAGUUUGUCAGCUUUGGUCUUAAUAGCAGGCAGGACUGAGGGAGUCCCACCGUCUGCCGGCUGGGUGACCUUAGGCAGGUUAGUGAGCCUGUCAGGGCCUCAAUGUCUUCCGCUCUAAAAUGGACACUGCUGUGGCGCUGAGGCCAUUGGCCACAUUAAAAUUAAAUGAUGGAAUCCUUGUACACCUUUACGCCUGUGACCCGGUAAGUGCUUACUGACACUGGUUCAUUCUGAAAGCGCUCUGGAAGACGUGGUUUCGCUGGUGCCUUGAGUGGUGGAAGGACAGAAGCUCUUUAGCUGCUGUGAGUACCACCUUCCUCAUGACAAUUUACACAACCUGUUAGCACUUGCGUCAGGCACGAACGUGUUUCCUUUUUUAAGUUUUUUAGAAAGUUUUAUGUAUUUAUUUGAGAGAGAGAGCGCGCAAGCACGAGCACGAGCAGGGGGAAGGGGCAGAGGGAGAGAAGCAGACUCCCCGCCGAGCAAGGAGCCCGAUGUGGGGCGCGAUCCCAGGACCCCAAGAUCAUGACCUGAGCCAAAGACAGAUGCUUAACCGGCUGAGCCGCCCAGGCGCCCUACAAAUGUGUUUUCUUGUCUGACUCCUGCCUACCUCCAUGGAAGCUCUCAGGAUGGCAUGGGACCUGAGGCAUGGCUGUUCCUGACCAGCAGUUUGCUGCGGUGGCACAUCUCAAGUAGGCAGCUUGGGUGGCCAGCACACAGCUAGUUAGCCAGUUAGUCCUCUGGUGAUCUGACUUGAAAAUCUAGUUAGCCGAAUCUGCAGAUCUCCUCCUCUCGCCCUCACAGACUCCUGGAUUUCAUCAACGUCUUGUCUUAUGACUUUCAUGGAAGCUGGGAAAUGUUCACAGGGCACAAUAGUCCCCUGUUCUCUCUGUCUGGAGACCCCAGCUCUUCGGCAUAUGCCAUGAAUUACUGGCGUAAGCUGGGGGCACCCCCAGAGAAGCUCCUCAUGGGAUUCCCCACCUAUGGACGUACCUUUCGCCUCCUCAAAACCUCUAAGAAUGGACUGCAGGCCAAAGCUGUGGGACCUGCGUCUCCGGGAAAGUACACCAAGCAAGCUGGCUUCUUGGCUUAUUAUGAGAUUUGCUCCUUUCUCCAGAGAGCAACAAAGCGCUGGAUUGAUUUUCAGCAUGUUCCAUAUGCCUACAAGGGGAAGGAGUGGGUUGGCUAUGAUGAUGCCACCAGCUUCAGUUACAAGAAUCAUUCUGAAGAAAGGCAAGUCCAUCCGCCAGGUAAUGGAAGAGCGGGGUGUAUUAGAGACAUUCCUGAAGAACCACCCAAAGGUUGAUCCAGCCGCCAAGUAUCUUUACAAUAAUGAUGCUGUUGCUUAUGAACCUUUCACCAAUUACCUGAAUUCCUACUACUUUGGAGAGAUCAGCAUUGGGACACCGCCACAAAAUUUCCUGGUCCUCUUUGACACAGGCUCCUCCAACCUGUGGGUGCCCUCCACCUACUGCCAGAGCCAGGCCUGCUCCAGUCACAACAGGUUCAACCCCAGCAGUUCCUCUACCUACAGAAACAAUGGGCAAACCUAUACACUGUAUUAUGGAAGUGGCAGCCUGACUGUGCUCCUGGGAUAUGACACUGUUAAUGUUCAGAACAUCGUCAUCAAUAACCAGCUAUUUGGUCUGAGUGAGAUUGAGCCCAGCAAUCCCUUCUAUUAUGCAAACUUUGAUGGUAUUCUGGGAAUGGCCUACCCCAACCUGGCAGUGGGGAAUGCCCAAACAGUCAUGCAGAGCAUGGUGCAGCAAGGCCAGCUCACCCAGCCCAUCUUCAGUUUCUACUUCUCUCGCCAACCAACCUAUAAGUAUGGUGGGGAGCUCAUCUUGGGAGGUGUGGACUCCCAAUUUUAUUCUGGUGAGAUCGUCUGGACUCCUGUCACCCGGGAAAUGUACUGGCAGAUUGCCAUCGAUGAGUUUCUCAUCGGUACCCAGGCCACUGGCUUGUGCUUCCAAGGCUGCCAGGCCGUUGUGGAUACAGGGACCUAUGUGCUAGCUGUUCCCCAGCAGUUCAUGAGCUCCUUCCUGCAGGCAACCAGAGCCCAGGAGGCUCAGAAUGGUGAUUAUGUGGUCAACUGCAGCUCCCUACAGAGCAUGCCCACCAUUACCUUCGUCAUCAGCGGGACCCAAUUACCUCUGCCUCCCUCUGCCUAUGUCUUCAACAAUAAUGGCUACUGCACGCUUGGGAUUGAGGCCACUUACCUGCCCUCCCCCACUGGGCAGCCCCUGUGGAUUCUGGGAGAUGUUUUCCUCAAGGAAUAUUACACUGUCUACGACAUUGGGAACAACAGGAUGGGUUUUGCUGUCUCUAACUAGACUAGCAAGAGGCAGCUGUCUCCACCCUCCCAGCAGAACUCUGGGAUUGCCCUACUGUUUCUCUGGGCUGACAGCAGCAUUUUAGACUAGUCUGAUCCCUCUGUGCACUAGAAUCUUACUUCCUGCAACUAAUAAAUCAAGAAUCUCCAAA